Messenger RNA from Penaeus monodon (black tiger shrimp), 10178 nucleotides. RefSeq lists its product as uncharacterized. Bases 7016 to 7756 code for a protein of 246 amino acids. The record is from RefSeq and is a predicted model, not a curated record. NCBI's taxonomy places the organism in Eukaryota, Metazoa, Arthropoda, Malacostraca, Decapoda, Penaeidae. The transcript is spliced from 7 exons.
AUCAAUAUUCCGAAUUGUGAAAUCAAAGUGACUCUAGGAUUAAGUGAUCAGUGCUGUGUAAAUUUUAAAUCAAUAAAGUGAAGAUUGGUGAAAGUUCAAAUGCAGUGUAUUAGUUAACAAUCUCCUUUUACAGCUGACGCCGUCCUGUUUUGUCUCCUUCUCUCGAGUCCGGUCUGGCGAUGGGGCCUCCUUCCCUUACACGCGACUUUGCUCUGCACGACACACGGGCCGUCUCGAUACACAGAGGAAUCUGGCUGGCUUCUCAGUGCAAUCCUCACAUAACCCAUUUCGUUCCUUUUUUAUCUCAUUAUUUAUAUCCGUACUGUUGAUUUUAUCUUGUGAAGGUGACGUAUAUGGAAUUUAUGUGUAACCUCCAUUUUUUUUUACUGCAUUUCUUUUUGCUGGGAAAGGGUUACCGUGUGAACACUUUGUUACAGCCCUCCUGAAGCGGUGAAAUUCGCUGGAAGGUUGACUCCCCCGACCCGGCCCCGCCCCAGGUCAACCCCCCAGGUCUACCCCCCUCGGUUUUCUCCUCCCGCGAGACGGUGGUACUCUGGUAUCGACUUAUCUUAUGUAGAAUCUGUGUAUUAAUCUUGCGAAAUAGGGUUUGCGUUCGGUUACUACCAGUGGUCACGUGAUGGAGUAGUGAGUUCAGGCUAUAUUCACGUAACUGAUUAGUUAAUACAAGUGAAAGCUUUUCUUGUGUUGGUUCAUUUGUUCAAGUGAUCAUCUAAAAAUGUAUAAGAAUUAGGGAUUCACUCAUUUCAAUCAUCAUGCAAAGUUAACCAUUCCAUUUGUAGCUCCUUCAUUGUUCCUGAUUUCUCCCAACCACGGCACCCUUCUUACACUUUCUCUCAUCCCGUGGGCUGUGUCCAUCCCGAGGAUUGGUGGUGUGGUGACCCGGUGGCGUCCAGUGAUGUCUGCUGGGGGCGAGGUAUGACCCAGGUGUGACGCUAUUAACUGACAAACUUUUUCAUCCCAUGUGUAAGUCUCUUGCCAGAAUAUCACUUCUUUGACUUGCUAGAGAUGUUAUUUGUUUUACAGUUUUGCAUUUAUGUAUUCAUGAUGCAGUUGUUGAAUUGUUCACGGUGUAGUAGCUAAAGUCAGUGACCAAGUAGUUUAGGUUAGGGCAAACAAUAACAGUACUUUCAGUCCGGCUUCCUAAUUUGACCUGUUCCUGGCGACGGUCGUUUCCUGUCGCUGUUACCGAAUUCGCGGAGGUGACCACAACAGGUUGAGGUGAGCCAGUGUCGACUCCAUGCUAUGUAGUUGCACAAGACUCAUUAGGUAACAAUUUGACAUUAGACAAGACUUUGAAAGACUUGCAUUAAUUUCAGUGGUAAUUAUCUAAUAGUACAUUUCUUAUAAAUUUUUUAGAAUAUGGGAUAUACAGCUCUUAGUUCAUGUGAUCAAUCUAAGUGGUUGACCAUCAUUUAACCUUGUUUUAGUGUGUAUAAAAGGAGGAUUGCACUAUCGUCAGCCUCAAAAGUAACAAUUACAUUGUGGCUAUGCCACAUCAACAUGUCGUGCUUGGGUGGGGAAUACAGUCAUUUCAGAUUGUGCAGCUGCACACCGAUAUCUGCGCAGCAGAAAGGCAAAGUUGAUAAAGAAAGGUCCGAUGAACAGCAACCAGUGGCAGGCAUGGGGUCCUCCGCUGAUCGAUCUCAAGUAACAUGAGUGGACACCCGGCAAAAAACCACACAAAGCAGUAUACACAAGGUCAAUACGAGAAAGGCUGCAGGCAUGGGGUCCUGCAGUCGCCAGCCCAAGAAUUUUGGUAGCUGAAGGCAUAGGGCUAUGCUACCUCCAACCCAACGAAAGAAACACAGGUAUUUUGUAUGGUGGGCAUACUAAGAAAAAUCUAUAAACGAGCAUAUGAAGUACUAUUCUACAGAAACUUGGUCAAUGUAAACAUUGAACGAAAAUUCUUUUAUGGAAAUGUAAAAGCAACAAUUGGCAAAAUUUUAUUUCAUUAGAAAUACCAAGGCUUCUAUACAAAAUUAAGUAGAACGUUAAUUAUGAAGUUGGUACAAUUUUACGCAUGAUUGGGAAAAGGGAGGGAACAAGUGUGCAAGUAUAUUUCAGUUUGAAGCUGAUGCUGUCCAGAAAGAAAAGUAUGCAGAUUGUGAGCAGCAUCUGUGUGAAACUCCAAAUUGUGGUUUGUUUUAUAACUGUUACUAGGAAACUUUAAAACUUUGAUUUAGUGGUCCCAUUUGGUUUGCUAUGUGUUAUAUUAAGUGGGAACUGUAGAAUCUUGGGAAUAGUGGGAAGAAAUAAUUUUAUCUAGCAGGUGACUGGAUGAAUGACGGCAUACAAAAUUUUGGUUGUGUUGGCUGAUGUCUUCAGCAGUACUGCAGCGUUUGGGAAUGGGUACAUCGUAAGCCAGUAUUGUCUGGAUUCAGGUAACAAAUUUGUAAAAGAUCAUUUUGCAUUUUUGUGUUUCUAGUAAGUGUUGAAGAUUGGCAAACCUUAAACUGCUCUAUUUGUCUUCUUACACAAAUCUUGUUUCAAUGUUGUAUAAAGGUCUUAAAAGAUUUAAAGCUUAUGUAUGUGGUGAAAGAGAUAACCUUAACAUAGGCAUAGUGGAGGGAAAGUUUACUGCAGGCAUGAAGUCCUAGAGAUGGAUUCGGCUCCACUCCCACAUCGAAGUGCCCCCCUGUCCCCCACUUCUCCCACUUGUCAUCAAGAUUGCGAGGAAUAUUUGCAGCAUGGCAGACAUAGCCAGAUGGAUCACAAAGUUCUUAAGGUUGAACAAGGUAACACAGCAUCUCUUGAUUUCCUUGAUUAAUGUUUAAAGGAACAUGGCUUUUUUUAAACACAAAAACAGUUGUGUGACAAGGAUAUCUGAUGAGAUUGUUGUCGGAGAUAAUUUGUUUCUAUAGACUUGUAAAAGUUUUUCCAAAGGAACCAAAUCUUCCAGUUCUUGCUCGUAGUUGAAAUAUUUAUGCAUCUAGGUGUUUGUACUAGAACUUCAUGGAAAAUGUGGGAGAUAAAUACUCAUUCUUCAGAAGUAAUGGAUUUGUAUAAUUCCUUUGCUGCUAAUGUAACUUUAAUUCAUCAGAUGCUGUACUUUUGCAUGCAUUUAUGAAUGUAAUGGUUACCAAGUGCAGUAAAAUUGAUGAACCAUUUUAAAUUCUCAUUCAUUAAGAAUCUGUUGUAUCUAUUUGGUAUUAAUUGCCACCAUCAGUAAAGUUUUGGAUAGGAGCUAGGCUUUGGGCGUUUUAGAAUCUCUGCAGAUGCAGCGGGAUGCAGGGAGCCUUACGAGUUGAAAGGCAUACCAGUUGUCGAUGGGCAUUCCUGGAAGAGGUUCAAAGGAGAAAGUUGACUCUAUCGGGGCUCAUCUGAUUUGGGGUACAAGCAGUUUUGUUCCUACAAUGGUCAACUUUACCAUUCAACAGAGAAGAGGACAGACAAACCUAGGUAACAUUGUAAGUAUCUGUGUCAAUAGAUAACAGUACUAAGAGAAUCGGCAAUUACCUGCUAGGUCCAUCAUCGGGGUAGAUCAAAUAUUUCUGAUUUGACUAGGAAAUUGAGUGCAAUUUUAUGUAGGCUGAAAAAGGAAAUUUGAAAGCCAGGCACUAAUGCCUGAAACCUAGAUAAACUAUUUGAGUACAAGCAAAGGUUCCAAUCAUUAUACAAAUUAGUGUAGAGGUUUCCAAGAAGUCAAGAUUUAUUCUUGUACUUCAUGUUAUAUGAUUCCCAAGGUUCAUAAGAAAUUAUAUUCUUGUCAGUUGAGUUACUCUCAAUUUAUUUCUUAUUACUUGGAGAGCUGGUUCCCCUGAAAGCAGAAGAAAGUUAGUUAGCUGGUCUCAGCUGUUUCUUCUAGCUUGCGGAGAAUGACAUGCAAUAUCCAGUUGGACAAUUUCUACUUCAUAUCAUUAAUUGUGCAUUGUUAAGGUUCAUAAGAACAUAAUUUGUUGGUUGAACAGAUCUUGGUGUAGAAUUGUGUUCUUGCUGAGAUGCUAUCAACAUGUUCUUAUUCCUGAGACUUGCAAAAUGGAUUCUCCAUUUACAGUUAUAAUUUGAGGGUUAUAUCUGACAUCAGAUGUUUUUUAUUUGUAGGACAUCUGCCAUGUAUAGGUUGUCAUAUUAAAUCAGAAAAUACAGAAUAGAAUAAUCAGAUAAAGAUUGACAGAAAGCUUUAGAAAUUAUAGGGAUACAGUUUAUUUGUGAAAAAGGCCAGGAUGGGUGAGAGACUUCUAUUCCUCCCCCUAGUAAACUCCAGAUGUGAUUUCAUGGUUGUCUAUAUAGGCCCUUGGAUGUUGCAGUCUUCCUUUUACUCAAAAAAAAAUCCUGGUGGUUAUUCAGUUGUGUAUAGUGGUAAUUAUCUAUCCUAAACGUAUUGACUUAGAUAUUUGACAAUCAAAUAUGAUGUAAAUAUGUGGGAGGGAGUUCACUUCUUUAGUAUAUGCACAGAAUCAAAUAUGAUGUAAAUAUGUGGGAGGGAGUUCACUUCUUCAGUAUAUGCACAGAAUUUAAGCCCUAGUUUGAAGGUGGCCUUAGUCAUCGCAGAUUAUCUACAAAGUUGCAGACUUCACAUAUCUUCCAAGCAACGUUUCAGGUAUCUGCUAAUUUUAGAAAUUAAUUGUACAAAUUGUUUUACUUGUUUGCAUGUAAAUUAAUAAUUUAGCUGAAAAUUUAGUUGAAAUGGGGGGGGGGAGGGGAAAUUGACGUUUUUCUUCUAGUGUAUAUGCAGAGGGAUGGCCCAGGCUGUGACAUCCUGUAACUGAAGAAAGCCCACGCAUCUGCCUGUGAAGGAUUAAAGGAUGCCUCGAUUCCAUUGCUUCUGUUCCUUAUGUGGCAGGAGGUUUGAGCUCUAAAGGAGUAUUUAAAAAUAAUGUCAUGAAUAUUUAUUCUUCCCUUUCUGUCAUUUGUGAUUGAUUUGGUACACAAGCUGUAGUGAGAACAUGCAUUCUAUAUGUUAUGAAUACUAACUUCUUUUUCAAACGUAUUUUGAGAAGAGACCUUAAAACUGAAACGGUCAAUUGAAUUGUAAAGAAAGUAUGUUUUUGUGUGGAGAGCAUGGGAUUCUCUUUAGUAGGACAGUCGGAUUUUGUGGAGACAAGUAACCUGGUGAUUGCUGCCCGAGUGAAUGUUUUAUGUUCCUGAUUCCGGGCUGAUUCUAUUGCUGUGUCCCACUUUCCUUGCAUCUUGCUUAAUGACAGGUAAUGUUGUUUACCAUUUGCUUAUACCAACCUGUUUUUUAUACUAAAUGAGUAUUUGGUUUGUCAAUCAUGCAGCUAGCAUAAUGCACUCUGGUUUAGACAUGACAAAUAUGAAAGGGUUCAAAAUUGGGGGGGGGGGGGGACAUUUACUGCUGUAGCAUUCACAGAACUCUGUGGGAACAUCUAUCCUGUGUGGGAAGACCAGGAUCAACAUCUUCAAAAUCAUUAACAUCUUGUCACUGCUGAAGAGGUAUUUCAUAUAAAUGUUGAAAACCUGUCAGUUCUUUGAGAGACCUUAUGUGAAAAAGAAAUAUUGUAUGUUAAUUGUAGUCCUAGAUGUAUUUUUACCUUAAAAUAUUUGGGAAAGGGAAAAGGGAAGAGGUUUCUUUUAGUAGGCUGCUGGAGUCAUCCUCUGCUUUGUGAUAGUGGAUCAGCAGUUGGCUUGUGGUCAGACUGAGCAGCAUACUGAAACGACAGCCAAGAGAAAUUGAACUCCAACAUGCAACCAUCAACAACAAUCGGCUCCAAACUUUGAGAAAGGAAGAAAUGUGUCCUGUAAGGACUGCAGGUCUGUACUACUUCAGGGAAAUGGAAAUGCUGCCGCUAAAACUUCAGUAAGCCAGAGGUCAAUGUAUUUUGCUGUAUUUAGUACAAUUAUAUUUUGAAUUGAUCAGAUUUUGGAAAUCAAGUAUAAGCAUAAAAACCUAUAUUCUUUCUACAUCAGAAAUCAAAAUUUGUUAGUUGAAGGGGAUAAUCUGAAAAUACAGUUGGGUUGGGGAAAAGUUUACUUAUUUAUAGGUAAGGAGCAACACACAAGAAGCCAAUACUUGUACUUUCCAUCACACAAUUAGUUGGAUCAUCUAAAGAGGCCAAAGGGUCAUCUCCCAUUUUAAUCUUCAUGGAUACACCAUCAAAGUUCAGAGGUUGGAGUGACAUCCCAUGGACUGCCUACUAUUCUACUUGGGUACUGCUCCAUUCUGUUGGUAAAUAAAAGUAUAUUUGGUUACUCUGUAUGGAAUUGACUUAACUACUACCACUACCCAUGGCUAAUUUUCUAAAAAUAAAUCCUAAAGUUUAGCAUUUUCUUCUUUAAAGUAGUCAAGAAAGGGGUUAGGGAUGGGGGGGGUGAUGACUUAUCUCGGUUUCAGAUAAUGGAGGGAGAGAUGGGUGUCCAUGAGAAGGAACUGAGCUGACGAAGUGGAGCUAGGAUGAGCUUAUUAACAUUUUGGCAAUCUGUGAAGAUCUGCUUCAGAUUAAGCACCAAAUGCAUAUUCCCUUCAAGAUGCUUCAUUUUUUCUUGAUAUAAGGACAAAAACAUGUACAAUGAUUUUUUAAAAUCUGCAUUUUGGUUAUAUAGUUUGUUUCAUAGGUUGUUAUGAAUUUGUUCUAUUGUGGCUAUAUGAUUGCAGUUAUAAAUUUCAUGUUUCAUAGGUUAUUAUGAACUUGUUCUCUUGUGGCUAUAUAUUAUGUAUUUAUAUAAAUCAAAUAAUAUGUGAUUCUGAAAUUAUUAUAAUGUAUUGUGAAAUAUAUGUCGGUAGUGUAAACAUGGUGGAAAAAAUCUUUUGUAUUUAUGUGGCUCAGGUUUUAAACUUGUGCCACAUAAAUGCAAAGAUGGACACUCUGUUGUAAUUCCAUGAGUUACAAGUAGAGUGGGAAAGUGGGUGGGAUUUUUCCUCCAUGUAAAAAUUGUUUCUAAAUUUGGAGGCAUGGAUACAAAUAGUGUUAGUUGAUUUGUUCUGGGUCUGUAAUAGUGGAUAUAGUGUUUUUAUUUGUAAUAAUGUGAAUAUACAUGUUACGUAUUGUGAUGAACUGAAGCUGCGUGCAGCGGUAACUUCAGUUGAAGAUUAGUUAUGGAAAGCUUAAAAGAAAGUAUCAGAAAUGGGUUACUGAGCCUUGUGUCACGUUCGGGAACUUAUCACACAUGCUUCAAAUUUGGGAUUUCACAUAGUAUUGAGGCUCGUGCGAAUUACAAUGUAUGCCGAAAAGUAGUAACAUGCGCGGGGCAUUCCUUGAGACUAUUGUGCCAGUUGAAAGAAGAGCAGGUGGCAAUUCAGCUUUAUGUGGUUGAGGCUACAGCUCGGCGAUGGAUGCGUCUGGGACGAGGGUUCAGCGCGGCAAAGGCUGUGCUGUGGACGAGGGCUCAGCGCGGUAAAGGCUUUGCUGUGGACGAGGGUUCAGCACGGCAAAGGCUUUGCUGUGGACGAGGGCUCAGCGCGGCAAAGGCUGUGCUGUGGACGAGGGCUCAGCGCGGCAAAGGCUGUGCUGUGGACGAGGGCUCAGCGCGGCAAAGGCUGUGCUGUGGACGAGGGCUCAGCGCGGCAAAGGCUGUGCUGUGGACGAGGGUUCAGCGCGGCAAAGGCUGUGCUGUGGACGAGGGUUCAGCACGACAAACGCUGUGCUGUGGACGAGGGCUCAGCACGGCAAAGGCUGUGCUGUGGAUGAGGGCUCAGCGCGGCAAAGACUGUGCCGUGGACGAGGGUUUAGCGCGGCAAAAGCUGUGCUGUGGACGAGGGUUCAGCGCGGCAGAGGCUGCAUCGUGGCCGAGGGUGUACCUUGCAGACGGGUUCAUUGCUGCAGAAGCUGCGCCUUGAUCGACAAGAUCUUGUGCCAAGUCAAAGGCAUUGGUACUGCUCGCACCCAUGCAGGGAAUGAUCAUAAAUGUAGCAUUGGAGGCGAAUGGAUUGUCUCCGCGCUAUUAAACAGUAUUUUGAGGGUUAUUGGUGAAGUAUAAUGUACAUUUCAUUAUUUGCAAAUAUUAAUAUAAUUCUCUGAGCUAAUCUUUUGUGUGUGAUGACAGUAUCACAGGUGAAUGCAAUUCUUAGGUCAUUCGAUUUUCUCUUGUGUUGUAGAUUAUCAGACUUAAAUAACGUUAGUGGAAAAUCUUUCAAAAACAUAUUAGUUGGCCUAUUGUCAAACAGGAUGAUGCCGGGUAAUUCCUGAGAGCGAGGUUAGUAACGAGUAGCAGACUUAAAGACAAGGCCGCUGCCAGAAGGUGGAGUCCCGAGGGCGAGGUGGCUCAUCUAGGAGCGGUCCCGAGGGCGAGGUGGCUCAUCUAGGAGCGGUCCCGAGGGCGAGGUGGCUCAUCUAGGAGCGGUCCCGAGGGCGAGGUGGCUCAUCUAGAAGGAGCGGUCCCGAGGGCGAGGUGGCUGAUCCAGAAGGAGCAGUCCCAAGGACGAGGCGGCUGAUCCAGAAGGAGCAGUCCCAAGGACGAGGUGGCUCAUCUAGAAGGAGCGGUCCCGAGGGCGAGGUGGCUGAUCCAGAAGGAGCGGUCCCGAGGGCGAGGUGGCUGAUCCAGAAGGAGCGGUCCCGAGGGCGAGGUGGCUGAUCCAGAAGGAGCGGUCCCGAGGACGAGGUGGCUGAUCCAGAAGGAGCGGUCCCGAGGGCGAGGUGGCUGAUCCAGAAGGAGCGGUCCCGAGGGCGAGGUGGCUGAUCCAGAAGGAGCAGUCCCAAGGACGAGGCGGCUGAUCCAGAAGCAGUAGUCCCAAGGACGAGGCCGCUGAUCCAGAAGGAGCAGUCCCAAGGACGAGGCGGCUGAUCCAGAAGGAGCAGUCCCAAGGACGAGGCCUCUGAUCCAGAAGGAGCAGUCCCAAGGACGAGGUGGCUGAUCCAGAAGGAGCAGUCCCCAGGACGAGGCCUCUGAUCCAGAAGGAGCAGUCCCAAGGACGAGGCCCUGAUCCAGAAGGAGCAGUCCCAAGGACGAGGCGGCUGAUCCAGAAGGAGCAGUCCCAAGGACGAGGCCGCUGAUCCAGAAGGAGCAGUCCCAAGGACGAGGCCGCUGAUCCAGAAGGAACAGUCCCAAGGACGAGGCGGCUGAUCCAGAAGGAGCAGUCCCCAGGACGUGGCCGCUGAUCCAGAAGGAGCAGUCCCAAGGACGUGGCCGCUGAUCCAGAAGGAGCAGUCCCCAGGACGUGGCCUCUGAUCCAGAAGCAGUCCCCAGGACGAGGCCUCUGAUCCAGAAGGAGCAGUCCCAAGGGCAAAACGGUUUGUUCCUUGAGGGUGAGUUUGCAGCCAUAUAUAUAUAUAUAACGUUCCCAGGGUUUAGGACAUAACCCAUCAAUAUAAUUUGUGGAUAAGAACUCACUCACUGGUCAUUUGAUGUCGCAGAUAUCGACGUUACUUCUUGUUCAUUACUAAGUAUUUAUGGAAAAUUGAAUUUAUGAGAGGAAUGAAGAACGGAUUGGACAUAUCCUCCCUGGGGGUGAGGCCUUUAUAAAAUUUCCAUUGAGGUCAAUUCUUGAAGUCCAUAGUGGCCGCAACCCACCAGUAAUAUUAAUAUACCAUCUUUAUCUGCUUACCGUCGUCGUAAUUUUCUGGGUAGGUUAAAUAUAACUACUUAGUGUAUGUUACUAUCGCUUUGUGUCAACGUUAGUGAAAGAUGUGAAAGCAAGUCGUCUAUUAUGUUGUGAAUUUGGGAUAGGUCAUGAUAAUGUUUGUAUCUUCCAGAGAUCAUCGUGUUCCACAUAAAGAUCAUUGUGGUGGUUGUGAGGAUCCUCGAAGGUCUAAAACCGUUGCUAUCCUUGUGUAAUGGAAGAGAAUACUAUGUAUGUAGAUGAUUUUAGGUCCCUUUUUCAAGAAUAGAUGGUGUGCCUUGAAAACGUUCAUUCUCCUUUGGAUCUUGGUUGCCAUCAUGGGAAAGAGGAAGCAGGGUCGCGUGGACAGCAUCGCCGUUAUCUUGGGGGAGGUGGAGAAACCGGUUAUUAAUCGUUACCAAUUUGUGGAGCUGGAUAUUCCGUCGUCAUGGGAGAGAAAUUGGUCAUGUUCAUCUUUGGGAAAAGGAUGCGGGUGUCACCGGAUUAGGAAGAAGGGAAGAAGAAGCGGGUCGUCGUUGCCCUGAAGAAAAACCUCGCGAUGCGUCCUCCUUAUUGACAUCGGAGUGGGUCAUCUUCAUCGGCACAGCGAGAGAGUGGAUCGACGUUGUUGCCAGUUGCCGUCGCCAUCGACUUUUGGAAGAAUACGUAAAGUCGUCGCAGCUGUCGGGGUGGUUCGGAGGGUAUCCAUCUUUUAAAAAGAAAG